GCACAAGCUUGCCCGCCCUUGUGGCCCGGUUGUUCUUAUUUCCGCCCGCCUGCGCAGCGGGCCUGUCAGUCUGGUCUGUGGGUGCGUGUCCGGCCAGCGUCCGCGACGGGAGGGGCGAGGGAGGGCACCUCGCCGCCGCGGCGCGUCGCGCGCUCAGUCUGUCAGCGAUUUGAUUCGGAUUCACGCGAGCGCGCCCAUUAAUGUCGUGCCCGCAUUCUGCGCGCCCCUGAAUAUCGGGGAGGUGUUGCGCGCGUAUCUUCGGUGGUCCAUCCCCAUGUUGAAUGAGCACGCCUUUCGCAUACAUUGA
This is a messenger RNA of Amoebophrya sp. A120, 307 nucleotides long. The record is from the annotation of a GenBank genome assembly. Lineage: Eukaryota; Dinophyceae; Syndiniales; Amoebophryaceae.